GCUCAUUAAUUAAUCUUUUCGGUGGACCGUGUUGUGAUUCAUAUUUCAUAUAUAAGUGUAACAAUUGCAUUCAUAAUUCAUAAGCUGGAACAAACUAAGAGUACCAAUACCUAGAAGAAAAAUCACAUCACAUAAAGCUAAAAAUGGGAACAGAAUCAAAGCCAUUGAAAAUCUACAUGCUCCCAUUUUUUGCACAAGGACACUUAAUCCCUCUUGUAAACUUAGCUCGUUUAGUAGCUUCAAAAAACCAACAAGUAACCAUCAUAACAACUCCUUCCAAUGCUCAACUCUUCGACAAAAUAAUCGAAGAAGAAAAAGCCGCCGGCCACCAUAUUCGUGUCCAUAUUAUCAAUUUCCCGGCUACUCAAGUCGGUCUCCCUAUAGGCGUUGAAAAUCUCUUUGCAGCUUCCGAUAACCAAACCGCGGGUAAAAUUUCCAUGGCUGCUCAUGUCAUUAAACCCGAAAUCGAAAACUUUUUGAAACAAAACCCGCCUCAUGUCUUCAUUCCGGAUAUCAUGUUCACUUGGAGUGAAUCCACAGCUAAAGAUCUUCAAAUUCCACGACUUGUUUUUAACCCUAUAUCAAUCUUCGAUGUUUGUAUGAUUCAAGCUAUUCAAUCUCAUCCGGAAGCUUUUGUUUCGGAUUCGGGACCUUAUCAAAUUCCCGGUCUUCCUCAUCCACUUACAUUACCAAUAAAACCAUCACCGGGUUUUGCUAGACUCACUGAAGCAUUGAUCAAAGCCGAAAAUGGUUCUCAUGGCGUAAUUGUUAAUAGUUUCGCUGAACUUGAUGAAGGUUACACUGAAUAUUACGAGAAUCUUACCGGACGAAAGGUUUGGCAUGUUGGGCCUACUUCUCUCAUGGUGGAAAACACCAAAGAGAAAGUAAUUAAUAUUAGUAACGAGAAAAAACACGAGAGUCUCACUUGGCUUGACGCACAAGAACCAAAUUCGGUUGUUUACAUUAGUUUCGGAAGUUUAUGUAGUUUAUCAAAUGAACAACUUAUGGAGUUAGCUAUUGGAAUUGAAAAUUCAAAUCAUAAAUUUCUUUGGGUGGUUCAUAGGAAAGAAGGCGAAGAUGAUGAUAAUUGGUUACCCAAAGGUUUCGAACAAAAGAUGAAAGAAAAGAAAAGAGGAAUGUUAAUUAAGGGUUGGGUUCCACAAGCGUUAAUAUUGGAUCAUCCAUCAAUAGGUGGAUUUUUAACGCAUUGUGGUUGGAAUGCAACCGUAGAAGCUAUAAGCUCCGGAGUGCCAAUGAUUACAAUGCCAGGAUUUGGUGAUCAAUAUUAUAACGAAAAAUUGGUGACCGAGGUGCAUCGUAUUGGUGUGGAGGUUGGUGCAGCAGAGUGGAGUAUAUCGCCUUAUGAUGCUAAGAAGACGGUGGUGAGCGCUGAGAAAAUAGAGAAGGGUGUGAAGAGUUUGAUGGAUAGUGAUGGUGAAGGCGGAGAAAUAAGAAAAAGAGCUAAAGAAAUGAAAGCGAAAGCAUGGAAAGCCGUUCAAGAAGGUGGAUCGUCGCAAAAUUGUCUUACGAAACUCGUUGAUUAUUUUCAAAGUUUGGUGGUUCCAAAAUCAGUAGAGUUAAGCUAACUAGAUUGUUAGUUUCAACUUUCAAUUUUCCUUUUACUCAGUUAUUAUGCAUAAUUUGAUCUUCAAUGUUUUCAAAUUAAGUACAAUUACAAAUAAGUUAAAAAUAAACAAUGUCAUUGGGGUACUGAUUGUUACAACUUGCCAUGCUUGAACGUGUUCACUGUAUUGCAAGAAAUUUUUAUUGGAUUGUCUUUCAUAAUUUAAUUUGUUUGAUUUUGUGGU
Molecule: messenger RNA, 1808 nt
Organism: Trifolium pratense (red clover)
Lineage: Eukaryota; Viridiplantae; Streptophyta; Magnoliopsida; Fabales; Fabaceae
Product: UDP-glucose flavonoid 3-O-glucosyltransferase 7-like
Exons: 1
Coding region: 144-1586 (480 amino acids)
Molecular function (GO): UDP-glycosyltransferase activity
Source: RefSeq, a predicted model, not a curated record